AAAGAAAAUGAAUUCACCAUUCCGAAAUAUUUGUACAUUAUUUCUUCUACAUUAUAAUUAUCUUAAAAUAUAUUAAAAACAUACAUUUGUUUUAUACUUAUAAAAAGUAUCACACACACAAAUCUGAAUAUGCACAUCUUUAAAGAUACCAAAAUUCAUGAGGAAGGGAAGGAUAUUAUACAAUCUCUAAAAAAUCGAAAAUGUAAAGAAGUCUAUGCGCAACUUAAGGACUACUUAUUGCAGUCAUCAGAGUCAUCCAAUGACACCACCUUGAAAUACUACGGCCAUUUUGUUGUCUCUGUUCUUCGUACAUCAGUGACCAGCAUCAAAGAAGAUGGACCUCAGCCUACCUUGUUGUCUAUUGUGGAUCUCAGCUACAAUUACUUCAAGAAGCUUCAGAAACAUAUCAAACUCACUGAUCCUUGUUUCAUCUCUAAAAUAUUCCAUGUGGUUCUGGCAUGUAUUACAAAAGUGGUUGAUUAUGUUGACUACGUCUUAAAAUUCUCAGAAUUAUUCUACACUGAGUUGAUUGAAUUAAAAUCUACCAAUCAGGAUGUGUCUACUUUAAUUAAAUCUCCCUAUCUACUGAAUUUUGCUGUUAAACUUGAAAUGCAGAAGGAGUUUACAAAUUUUCAAUUAACACUCGGAAUCCGACAUAUGGCAUUGAAAUUAUUAACUUUGAAUAAUCAGAACAUUUCUUUAUUAGUUUCGGAGUUAGGUCGAACUUUUGAAAGAUAUCGUAAGCAAAACAAUGGGAAUAGUACUGACAUGAUAAAUUGCGAAUCUGCAGAAAUUUGGGACAAUAUUCUAAAGUGUGUUCAUUCAUCAUUGCUCUCUGAACAAGAACCAAACAAGUUUUUAACUGAUGUUCUAGAAUUACACAUACAUCAUGCACGUUUUAUCUAUUUUUAUGGUAAACACUACCAAAAUUCUAAGGCUAAUUUUAAGAAAAUUCAAUCAUUUCUUCAACAAAACACAAAGAAAGGUGAUAACUUAUUAAAAGGUUUAACUUGUUUAUGUGAUGCCAUCUUGUUAUUACAACAACAUGAGACAAAGGACUUUGAUAUCAACUUCUUAUUUAACUGCAUUGAAAAUGUAAACAGUAAACUUAAAGGUGUAACCACUGAGAUCAAUUUCAGUUCAAACUUAAGUAAUUUAAUUAAUGAUGCCUAUGGAAUAUUUAUUGAUUGCUUCUCUCAGUGGGAGCCUUUUAAGACUGGUCAGCUUGAGAAAAAUAUGUUUCUCACAGUAGUAGAAUUACUGGAUAUGAGUGUUUCUGUACUUCACAAAAAGCCUGAUGAGGCUGAGAAUAAUAAUGCAAACCGGACAGGAAAAUAUAAUGUGUUCAUACGUAAUACAUAUGUUGUCUACAUGGAGGUUUUGUAUAGCCUCAUAAAAACAGAUGACGCUGAAGAGUGGUUGUAUGAAGCAGAAAGGGUUGCCAGAAUAUACUUUUCUGAAGUAACACAUUUGUAUGAUGUUACAAAAAAGAUUCUAGAAAAGCAUCUUAUCUUUAUAGGACAAUGGUUGAGAAAUUUUGGCCGUUUUUGUUACAUUAAUGGUUAUAACAAGCCUGGAAUAGGCUUCUAUGAGCUAUCAAUUGACCUGCUGAGUAUUCAGGAGACUUAUGGAGAGAAUGUUGAGCAGAGCUAUAUAAAGACCCAUGAAUAUCUUGCUGAAUUCUACAAAAGAUGUGGAAACUGGGAAAAAGCAUUAAAAACUGUCAUAAGUUGUUUAUGUAUCAACACAGAUGCAGCGAUGGUUGCAGCUUUGAAAAUGUGGAUACGCAUAAAAAAAGAACAUAAUAAAGACUCAGACCUAACUAAUAAAACUUUGAAGACAUACGUUGAAGAAAAUGUUGGAGCAUCAGACAAAGCUAAAAUAAAUUUGAAUCAACUUCUAGAAAAAGAAUGGCAGAUGUAUCAAUCUUCCAGUAUUUUCAGGAAAAGCCAGAGAGAUCUUGCCAUUUCUAUGUUAACUGAACUUUCAAAAUCUGCUGCUACAACAUAUCAGCAAUGCUUUUAUCUCUAUGAACUUGCCCAACUUUUGUGGCUGAAUACUCAAAAAGAUGGAAAAUGCGGUAAAGAUUACCUUCUUGAAGCUAUUGAAUUGAUGACGCCACUGUUUCCAUCUGCUUCCUCAAAGGAGAAAAUUCUGUUUGGUCAAGCUAAUCUUUUACUUUAUAUAUUUGAACAUGAAGACUUCUGCCAAAAGUGUGCUAAAGGUUUCAAAUCUGAUGAUGAAAAUAUUGACUUGGACAAGGUUUCGGAAGAGAAUCAAUUUCAGCUUAGUCUAAAGAGGGAAUUUGAUCUAAUGGAGAAACUGGAAUUAUUUUUGGAAAUAUUCGAGAAAUUAUUUGAUGAUAAGAAGACAUUUGAUGACAUGCCAGCUAUACAAAUUACACAAAUUCUGCAAACUCUUCUUCUUGCCAAUUCUAUCUACACCUUGACUCUCAAGCCCCUGCAUUCACUUCGUAUAUUGACAGUUGCUCUGCAACUAGUUAAUUUAUCAGCUAAUGUAUCUGUUGAGCUGCGCCAUAAAAUCAUUUUGCACCUUUGUAGUACUCUUUCUUCUUUUGGUGCUGUGGAAGCAGCAUGGUCUAUAUUAAAUGCUAUGUCUGAUCCUGCAUCAGAUGCCAGUAAAACUGCUAAUAUCAACAGUGAGGAUUCUGAAACUAUGAGUUCACUUUUAAAGAUGCUUACUCAUGUAGAAUUAUUUUUGAAACAAAAGCAGUUUACCAAGGGUAUUGAACUAAAUCAAAAGGUUGCGUCUCAUGAAAUCUUCCAAACAAACAAAACCAAACUUGCUUGUGCCAUUCUAGGAUUUUCUAAACGUCUUUUGUCAAAGCUGAAACUUGUGCCUGCUACAAAUAGUGAUUGCUCUGAUAACAGCUAUUCCUAUGAUGAGUCACCUCUAGAAUUUGCUUAUGAAUCUGUGAGAAUGUAUUCAACCAUAGUGCAGUACCUCAAUAAACCGAAUAACGUUGAUUCAUAUACCUGUGCUCCAUUUGCUGAUAUAGGCUGUAGUUGGGCUGGAAGCUUUGAUGCCCUUGAAAAAUGGGAACUUGUUUCGAAUCUGUUGGAAUCUCUUCUUCAUUUAAGUCUAAUUUACUGUUAUGUUGGUGAUGAGAGAGAAGCUAAGUGUUUCAUCAAAGAAGGAAUAAAACUGUCUUAUAUUCUGGCAUUACCAAGAUGGAAUGCAACAUUUCAGAUACUGUUGGCUCGUAUCAACUUACUUUCUAAUAAGAUAGAAAGUGCUGCAAAAGCUAUGAAAGAGGCCAAGAACAUUCUUCUAACUCAAGAAAAUGUGGUCAGCAGAAAAAUUUAUCAAGAAAAUAUGAAGAAACUUAUAACAAAUACGUCACCACAUAGUAUUAAUGUUUCUACUCCAGAAAUGUUCACAAUGGAUGAUCAAUUGAUUACUAAAUUCCGGUGGUCAGCUGAGUUAAGUGAUGAAGAGACUAUCAUGAGAAAGGAUAAUACCUGUAUUUAUGAAUCAACACCUUUAAAAGUUGCUGACACUACUAAUGUAACCUCUCAGUUCUCUGUUGAUAUUCCUGUCCUUGAUAAUGAAGACCAUAAGGUUAAAUGUGGUUGUCAUUGUUGUUCUGAUGUGGUUUCACAGGACCUGUUUUUGAAGUAUUUAGUCACUCAAGCUGAACUUGAACAACUUACUGGCAAUGAUAUUCUAACUGAAAACAUUUUGACAAUUGCUGAAGAUCAAUAUUUAAAAUCAUGUAAACAUAUCAAAACUAACCUUGAAGGUUUGCUUCAAGGAAAGUCACUUAGCUGUCUUCUAAAUCAAAUGUGUUCUGAAAAUUUUAAAGUUACUCCUGAAAAUAGCUUAUAUAUAAACAAUUGUUUGUUUACUCUAAGUAGAUCCUAUCUUGUGAGAUGUCAUCUAGCAGAAAAUUGUAGUCAAUUUCAGCUUUGCUAUGAGUAUGCUAAAAAGGGAUUGCUGAUAUUUCAGAGCAAUCAUUUAGAUUUUAGUAAUCCUGAAGUUCUUUAUCUUCAUACUGGUUUGACUAUAUGUUUGUCAAAUGCUCUGAGAUACGUUUCUGAUUUUUCAGAUAUUGAGGAAAUUAUUUCACCUGAUCCAAAUUUAGAUGUAAUGACUUUGAAAUUAUCAAAUAUGACUCUACAAUCUGAAACUGUGUCUUCUGGAACAAUAAAGACUAAUAUUGAUAAAUGUGUACAAGACAUGGAAGCAUUGUCAAUUAUUGACAAAGCAGAUAAUAAAACCAAAAGAAAUGCUAAAAAGUCAGUGUGUAAAUCAAGAAAAGAAGGAAUGAAAUCAAAAUCCAAAAAUGAUAAUCAAAGUGGAGAAUAUCCAACCACUGUUUUGAACAAUGAAACAUGUAUGUCAGUUGACUCCUACAAAUGGCAAAGUGCUCAGGAAAAGUUUAAAGAUUGUAUGGAUCGAAAGACAAAAUUGUCUGCUUCAGAGAUAUUUAAAGACAUUACAGCUGAACAUUUAUCCAGUGUAUAUGAUGAUGAUGUCAUUGCUGAGAGUGAAACUGGUGAAAAAUCAGUUGCUCUUGAUGUGGAUAAUGAUUUAUGUGAAAGGGUUGUGCUAAGUAAGAAAUUAAAGACCAACAAAAAUAUUCCAGAAGUUUGUCCAACAAAGACCGAAUGUUCAUCUAAAUGUGAAACAGAUAAUUUUGUUGCUAGUUGUACACAAUCAAUACCUCAUGAAUCUUCUGCUUCAAGUGUGUAUGAUAUACUUCCUCUCCCAGAGAAUGAGUCUCUUGAAAAAGACCAAAUACCUUCCAAAUUGAGAGACAAGAAAAGACAGCCUAAAGUUAAAACACAAUCUCUUUAUGAUAGUAAAUUACCACAAAAGCUAGAAGCUCCCAAAUCUCUACCUUUAGAAGUUUCAACUAUAAAAGUAAACAAAAGAAGUAGUCGACAGACAAAAUCUUUUGCAAGACCUAAGUCUGCAGUUUCCAAUCAAAUUAUUAAUUCAGAUCUGUUACCUGAAUCACACUGUGACUUUGAAUCCUGUCAAGAUUCUGAGCCAACAAGUAAGCAGGAUUCUCCACUUAAAAAGUCUCACAAGACUCUGAAAUCAAGACCUACAAGACUGCUAGAUGAUCAGAGUAUUAAAUCUAAAAUUACUUCUGAAUCCCAAAAUAAGGAAGAAUGUAAAGUUAAAAAGACUUCCAGUCAGAAGUCUAAAAUUCCAUCAAAAAUAAUAAAGCCAUUAUGCAAAGUGGAAAAUAAUGUGAUAAUCACCAAGACCACAGCCAGGUGUAAGAGUAAUCCAAUCAUAGAAAAUCUAAAAAGUAAAGGUGAAUUUGAAAACAAUGUCUAUAACUUUGAUGAGAAGAGUGAUAAUGAAUCUGGUGAAAAGAAAGUGAUCAAAAGGAGAGGCCGACCUCCAAAGAAAGCUGUUGGGUGGCAGUCAAGGUUGGCCGAGGCUUCGAAUGUCAUUGCAAGAGAACACCGCCGUAGUGAAGUGACAAAUGUAUUAGUUGAUAAAAUAUUUUCUAUGUCUCCAGAGCGUCUCUCGGUUGCCAAAUGUAACAAUAUUUGGCAAUCACUACCAUCGCCUUCGUUUGAACAACAUAACACUUCCUUUUCUUCUGAUAUCGACUCAUUUUACCAUCCUGCUUGGAAGAAUGCUGUAGAUGCUGCUGCUGAUGAUGAUGAUCCUAGUUUGUUAGGUGAUACAUCUUUUGGUAAUCUAUCUGUAAGUUCAUCUGAGUUAGUACGAGCUGCAGAAGAUAGUGACAGUUCCUCUGAAUGUAAAAGGAAACCCAGAGUGCAAAGGAAACCUACUUUGAAUCGAGAGAAGUUAUCUAGAAAAUAUAAAACGCCUUCUGAAUCUGAAAAGCCAAACUCUGAAUAUUUACAGAAGAUUAUAUUGGAAAAUGCUUACAUGCAGACAUCUCACUUUCCUCCAUGUUCAUUACAUAGCUGUAUAUGCAAAAGUUUAGCUGUUAAGUGUCUUCCAGAAAAUCCUACAAAGGCAGCUUUCUAUCUGAAUGAAAGCCAAGCAGUGACACUUCGUCACAACUUAGCUGUUCAUUUAAAUAGAAAAAUUAGGAGAUUGUUGAAAGAUCUAAGCAACAGUGAAGAUGUAAAGAAACAAUCUGAUCCCUCUGACCAAAACACACUUGUAGAUAAUUUACGAAAGGCUAAAACAGCAUUGAAGUUUGGGCAGAAAAAGGAUAUUAUCCCAUCUUUAAUUGAAGCUAUCCAUCCAGAUCUAACAGUUUGUCAAGUGUCUGUGAUUCAUCCACAUCAUGAUGUCCCAUAUCUUAUUGUUACCCGCUAUAGAAACAGCUCUGUUCCAACAGUAAUUUCUCUGUCAGGUUAUGGCACUACGCAGGGAAAGAUGGUGUCUAAAACAUUCAACUUCAUCCAGCGGGGUAAUCGAAACAGCUUCCAUGUACUGGAUAAAAAACAUUGGUGGAAUACCCGUCAUAAACUUGACAAAAAUAUGGAGUCUGUAGUUAAUAAGAUGGAAAACCUUUGGCUGCACUCUUGGAAAGGUAUUCUGCUUGGCCAGUUGACUAAUGAAGAAGAUCAGAAUAAAUUGAAAAUGCUUGCUGUCAAUGUUCAGAAAACCAUUCAAAAGGAGUGUCAGAGAACUCUGAAUCUUGAAUGCAUUGAGAUUUUAAUUGAUUCCGGUGAACUUUUAUCUGAUGAAUGUUUGGAAUCUGCUGUCAUAGACAUUACUGGUUUGCAGAAUCAAGACAGUAGGUUGCAGAGUAUCAAAUCCUUAAUACUACGUCAUUGCAAAAACCUUAAUUCUUCUGUUGCUGAAAGACAUCCUGUUACAUUAAUUCUUGACAAGGAAAUUCAACAUCUUCCGUGGGAAAACAUGCCCAUUUUACGAAAGCAGGCUGUUACACGAAUACCAUCUUUAUAUUACCUUAAGAUUCAAAAGAAAUUUCUACAUAACCAAGGUUCGAUCCUCACUGAUGGUAUUGAUAGAUCAAAUACCUACUAUGUACUUAACCCUGAUGCAAACUUGCAGCAUACACAGGAAACUUUUAAAGAUUGGUUUCAAAGCAUUCCUGACUGGGAAGGUGUUGUGGGGCAACCACCGACUGCCGAUCAAUUUAUAUCAGCCUUAACUCAAAAAGAUGUCAUGAUAUAUUGUGGUCAUGGCAGUGGCAGUAAAUACUUACAUGGCGAUCACUUACAAAACUUAAACUGUCAUGCUGCUGCUAUAUUAAUGGGAUGCAGUAGUGGCUAUAUGGAAGCAAAAGGUGUCCUUGAUGAAUGUGGAAUGAUUACCAACUACUAUUUGGCAUUCUGCCCCAUGAUUGUAGCCAACCUUUGGGAUGUUACUGAUAAAGAUAUUGACCGCUUUCUACAGGCAAUGCUGAAGAGUUGGAUCUCUGUUGGGAAUUGCAAUGAGAAAAAGGAUUGUGUAACGUUGACAAAAGCAGUAGUGAAAGCCAGAGACGCUUGCAGACUUACCUACCUCAUUGGUUGUGCUCCAGUUGUUUAUGGGUUGCCUUUAUGAAAAAAAUAUUUUACAGAUUAGUAUUAAUUGUUAGUUAAUAUAGCAAAACCAAAUGUAACAUAAAUCAGGGAUUUCUUUUAUAAGCAUCUUAAAUUUAUUUCUUGGGUUUUCUAGAAAAUAUAACUUCCCAAGUCAAGCAUAUAAUAUGUAAUUUUUAUUGAAAGAUAGAUAUGAAUUGAUUUUGAAAAAGAAGACAUCUUAAAACUGCAUAUAAGCUUCCCUUCAUUAAAUUAAGAAUAAUUACAGUUGAUUAAGUGUCUGAGAGCAUCAUUCUUAUUUAAUCUUAUUUAAUCAAAAUUAAAAGAAUCUCAACAGAUUUUUUAACAGGAAUUAUCACAUGCCAGUAUCACUGCCCUACUAUGAAAUAGUUUCAGUAUUAUUAUUUUAGUAUUUGUAAUAUCAUUUUGUAAUAAUCUAGGAAGUUUAGAAUGAGAAUUUUAUAUAUUAGAAUCUUUUCUUUCUUUUAAAACAAAACAAACAAAAAACAAAUAGUGAAACAGUAUUUUAGGAUCUUUCAUAUUUUGUGAUGAUAUAAGUAUUGAAAUUUAUUAUCUUUUUUCAACAAAUCAAAAUUAUAAAAUAUUUUUGUUCAUUAUUUUAGGUAAGUGUUAGAAUUUCAGGCAUUUUAAAAUUAGAACCAGUUAUUUCAAGAUUAAAAACAGCAAGUUACUAUGGUAUUUGUAAUUGUGAGUGAACAGAUUUUAGUUCAAAAUGAGAUCUUGCCACUUCAAAGUGAGAUUAAGGAUUUCAAAUGAGUCUUUAUCAUAUCAAAGUGAGAAUAGUGAUUUCUAAGUGAGAAUGACACAUACAGAGUUAUUAAAUAGAAAUAUAUCAAAAUAUUAUUUGUAAUAUCAGCAAUGUAAACUUGCCUGGUUGACUAUAAGUUUACAUCUGCCCAGCAAUGAGGCAAAAACUCAUAUGAUGGUAAUACCUUCAAGUUUUCUUGAGGGGUGAGAACAAUAACAACACCCAAUGCUAAUUCUCUAAGAAUAUUGCUUCAGUGAAUGACUUUUGUAACAUUUACAGGAUUGUUCGAUAUUUCUUCAUACAGAGAAAGUACUGUUAUUGCAUAUUUUAUACACGAGAAACAUUCCUCUGUUGGAUUAAGUGCAGGUCAAUACACCAGUAGAUAUUCUAAACAACAAUUACAAAUAUAUUGAAUAUAAAUGUUGAACCCAUGGUGAAACAGUUGCAUUAUUGAAAAUAUAUUCCUGACCUUGAAAAUGUUCAGCCAAAUAGUGAAGAAAGUUUUCAAACUUAGCCAUAUGUGAGCAUGAAAUUCUGUGAACACCAGUCUCUCUUUACUUGACAUGAGAGCAAUUAUAUUGAUAUUUUUGUCUGCUUGUCCAGAGAUAGUUCUGUGGGCCGGGCCCUUAAGAUCAGUGGUGGUAGUGUGAAGGUUAAAGCUACAUCAUUCAGCUACAAAAAUAAGUGAUUUAUUAAGAAGGUAAAACACUUGUCAAAUACCACACUUGACAAAUUCAUGUCUGUCAGUGAUAAAUAACAUCAUGUUGAAUUCUAUUGCUAAGUACUUGAACUAGCUUCUAUGGUUUUUCCAAUUCAACAAGUGAUUUAUGAGGCAAAUCUCAUCUCAUGUCUUUAUUUUCAGCAGGUGAUCAAUGAUUUAUUUUUUAUUGCCUCAUCAUCCACCUUCAUUUUGCAUCUACUGCUUUUGGGUAACACCUCUUGUUUUUAGUCUUUAUUUAGUCUAAAAUUUUUGUUUGCAGUCUUUAAAUUAAUGCCUAUAAAUUGAGCAAGGUUCUUGAGGUUUAACCCACAACAUUAAGUUGACUGUGAGCAGUACUAGAUGCUGGUAUCGCCUUUGUUUCGUAUUCCCUUGGUGGCUCUUCUUGGGACAUUGAAAAAACAAACACAAAACAGAAAACAACUUUAGAAUAUAAGUAGUUUAUGUAAAUUUGAGUUCUUCUUAUACUCACAUAAGAUUAUAAAUACUGUUUUAUUAAGAAGAAAUUCAGAUACUUUUUUGAUAUUGUAACUGAGGAAAUUGGUAAGAUUUCUCUGUUACAAUAUCAUUAUCAUCAUUCUAAUGUCUGUUAAAAUGGUAAUGAUGUUGAUAAUAUUGUAUAUUUGUAAAAAGUAUGUAUCUUCACAUAUCUGUCGAAGAUUAAAUACCUCACAAUUGAGCAAGUGUUUCAGUACGUUGGUAUUUUUUUCUGAAACUUGUACAUUUAGUUGUAAGGUAUUUAAUCUAAAAUAUAUAAAUAUAUACUCUACAUUAUUAUGCAUUCAGUCUUAUUUUGUUUUUAACUUUAGUCUUCUCAAAAUUCUUUGGUGGACUGUAAAUAAAUUAUUUUUGUACAUAUGUAAUUAAAU
Messenger RNA from Octopus sinensis (East Asian common octopus), 9813 nucleotides. RefSeq lists its product as uncharacterized. The record is from RefSeq and is a predicted model, not a curated record. The transcript is spliced from 24 exons. Gene Ontology annotation, biological process: proteolysis; meiotic chromosome separation. Gene Ontology annotation, molecular function: cysteine-type endopeptidase activity. Gene Ontology annotation, cellular component: mitotic spindle; centrosome; cytoplasm. NCBI's taxonomy places the organism in Eukaryota, Metazoa, Mollusca, Cephalopoda, Octopoda, Octopodidae. Bases 130 to 7479 code for a protein of 2449 amino acids.